AUGGAUUUUGUUAGCAACUUGCGUGAUGUAUGUCCCCGGUGUGGGGAGGUGGGAGGCGAGAACAAUGGUUUCGGUUCUCACACGUGUGGAGGAUUAUUUGCAUUCGGAAAUAAAGAGAGGAAUGAUAAAAGAAAGGCGCGAGCGAGGUCCCACCGCCUCGAGCGGGGUGUGGGAACUAGGUGGGGGGUGAGCGCGGGGUGUCUUCUCUGGGGGGGUGGGAGCUCGUUACGCGAACAAUGGAGAAAUAAUGUACAGAUUGCAGUGAGCGAUGCGCCGCCGCGACUCAGGUGUCUUGGCUCUCUCUUGGACAUCACGCUUCUCCUAUCAAAUGUAAACAUCAAUACGACAGCAAAUUCCAUAACCAAAUGCGACGUAGUCGGCAACGAUGUUCUGCCUCGAGUUAAAUAA
Messenger RNA from Diatraea saccharalis (sugarcane borer), 408 nucleotides. NCBI's taxonomy places the organism in Eukaryota, Metazoa, Arthropoda, Insecta, Lepidoptera, Crambidae. The record is from the annotation of a GenBank genome assembly.